Molecule: messenger RNA, 2799 nt
Organism: Ricinus communis (castor bean)
Lineage: Eukaryota; Viridiplantae; Streptophyta; Magnoliopsida; Malpighiales; Euphorbiaceae
Product: sulfate transporter 1.2
Exons: 14
Coding region: 535-2517 (660 amino acids)
Biological process (GO): transmembrane transport
Cellular component (GO): membrane
Molecular function (GO): secondary active sulfate transmembrane transporter activity
Source: RefSeq, a predicted model, not a curated record
UGAUGGCUGGCUGUGAUCAACUGAGAUUUUUUUUUUUUUUAACUUUUUCACUUUUCUGAACAUAAAUAUAUUAUAAGCAAGAAGCCAUCAAUUCAGACUUUUCUAUCAGUUUGCAAAGUAUUAAGGAAUCAGAACAGAAUUCUGUAUGCUGUAAGUUUCUUAGCUGCUGCCACAUGUAAAUCCCAAGUCAACACCUUCUCAAGCUGCAAUAUUUUAACUUUGUAAGCACAACACUUAUGGUGGAGAUAAUCGCCAGCUUCGGUUGGCCUUGACUUAAAAAAAUACUUUGUUGGUGUAUUAUGUAUGUGACAUGUAAGAGAGAUCCAGAUUCAUAACUUAUUGAUCAUCACAAUUUCCUUCCCUCAACAAGGACGGUUUUGACCUGUAAUCCAUUUAGAACUUAUAUAAGUAGAACCUGCUGUACUCACUUUACAUGUUCAAGAAGGCAUUGCAUUUGCACCUUCCCGCACUUGUUGUCUAAGUUCCUCUUUCCAUUGGCUUCCUCUUUCAGUUUGUUGUGGUGAAUUUGCUUUAAUGCCUUCGACGGUUCAUUCAAUGGACGGAGAACAUGAAACAAAAGAUAUGGAUAUUCGGAGCUUGUCAUCCUCUCAUCGUCAGCCUCAAAACACAAUGCACAAAGUUGGAGUUCCCCCUAAGCAAAACAUCUUGAAAGAAUUCAAAGCCACUUUUAAAGAGACAUUCUUUUCAGAUGAUCCUCUGCGUCCCUUCAAGGAUCAACCACGAUCUAAAAAGUUCAUCCUAGGCAUCCAAGCCAUCUUCCCCAUACUUGAGUGGGGAAGAAGUUAUGAUUUAAAAAAAUUCCGAGGGGACCUCAUUGCUGGACUAACAAUCGCUAGUCUUUGCAUUCCCCAGGACAUUGGAUAUGCAAAACUUGCAAACUUGAGUCCUGAAUAUGGAUUGUACUCUAGCUUUGUUCCACCAUUAAUAUAUGCUUCCAUGGGAAGUUCUAGAGAUAUAGCUAUAGGACCAGUGGCUGUGGUGUCUCUCUUGUUGGGGACUCUGCUUCAGAAUGAACUUGAUCCCAAAACGAAUGCAGAAGAAUACCUGAGGCUAGCAUUCACGGCUACAUUUUUUGCAGGAAUCACCCAAGCAGCGCUUGGAUUUUUAAGGUUGGGGUUUCUGAUCGACUUCCUAUCGCAUGCUGCUAUUGUUGGUUUUAUGGGUGGAGCUGCCAUCACAAUUGCCCUCCAGCAGCUUAAGGGUCUUCUCGGAAUUAAAGAUUUUACAAAGAAAACGGAUUUAGUUUCUGUAAUGCAAUCAGUAUUCGGUUCAAUCCAUCACGGCUGGAACUGGCAGACUAUAGUUAUUGGUGUGAGCUUUCUAGCUUUCCUACUUUCAGCUAAGUACAUUGGAAAAAAGAACAAAAAAUUCUUCUGGGUGCCAGCGAUUGCACCAUUGAUAUCGGUUAUUCUGUCAACCUUUUUUGUGUAUAUAACACGCGCUGAUAAAGAAGGGGUUCAAAUUGUGAAACACAUAAAGAAAGGAAUUAAUCCCGCCUCUGUGAAUCAAAUAUAUUUCAGUGGUCCAUAUCUUCUAAAAGGUAUCAGGAUUGGUGUUGUGGCUGGGAUGAUAGCCUUAACGGAAGCUUCAGCAAUUGGAAGAACAUUUGCUGCCAUGAAAGACUAUCAAAUAGAUGGAAACAAGGAAAUGGUGGCACUAGGAACAAUGAAUAUUGUUGGUUCAAUGACUUCUUGCUAUGUGGCAACAGGUUCAUUUUCCCGGUCAGCUGUAAAUUACAUGGCCGGCUGCCAAACUGCAGUCUCCAACAUUGUCAUGUCUUGUAUUGUGUUUCUUACCUUGCUUUUCAUCACACCUCUUUUCAAGUACACACCAAGUGCUAUUCUUGCUGCCAUUAUUAUAUCAGCUGUGCUUGGCCUAAUUGACAUUGAGGCUACAAUUUUGAUAUGGAAGAUAGAUAAAUUUGAUUUUAUUGCUUGCAUGGGAGCAUUCUUUGGUGUAGUUUUUUCGUCAGUGGAGAUAGGCCUCUUGAUUGCGGUUUCAAUAUCCUUCGCCAAGAUUCUCCUACAAGUUACUAGGCCGAGGACUGCAAUUCUAGGAAAGUUACCUGGGACAACUGUGUACAGAAACAUUCAACAAUACCCAGGUGCCACCAAGGUUCCUGGUGUUUUGAUUGUGAGAGUUGAUUCAGCAAUCUACUUUUCAAACUCCAAUUACAUUAGAGAGAGGAUAUUGAGAUGGUUGAUAGAUGAGGAAGAACAAUUAAAAGAAUCAUAUCAACCAAAAUUUCAGUUUUUGAUAGUGGAUAUGUCACCUGUUACUGACAUUGACACCAGUGGCAUCCAUGCCUUAGAAGAACUAUACAAGAGCCUCCAAAAGAAAGAAAUUCAGCUUAUUCUAGCAAACCCUGGACCUGUGGUGAUUGACAAGCUCCACGCCUCCAGUUUUGCCCAUAUGAUUGGCGAGGAUAAACUCUUCCUAACAGUAGCGGAUGCAGUAUCAUCAUGUUCACCAAAACUGGCAGCAGAAGUGGUAUGAGAAAAGAUUUGGAAUUAAAUUUGGUGUUUCUGCAGUGUGGCAAAGUAAGGGAAAGGAGCUAAUGGUUUACAGUAAGGGUUUUCCUUAAAUAUGUAUAUAGGAUUAAGUGUACAUCCUACUCCCACCCAAAAACAAAAUACACAGGAAAAAAGAUUCCACUAAGAAAAUAAGGUUCAAAAGGAAAAGAAAAGGAGAAAGAAAAUAAUGCAAGUGGAGUGAGUGACUCUUAUCCCAUUUCUGUGUAAUCCCUUCCAUUUUGCAAGGAAAAAUUCGUGUUUUGUA